GCUUUGGGUGACAACGGUCCAUAAUGAAGGUGGCUGCGGCGAGGCGCCCGGCUCCGCAGCGCCGGGUGGGGGUGGCGCCGGGGCCGCGCCUGUGAGACCUUGGGGGCCGGCGCGGUGAGAUGGGGGCCCGGCGCGGGGAGUGAGGUGCCGGAGCGGCGAGCGCAACUUUUCGCCGGAGGGGCUCUCACACUUCCUCCUCUGGCUCGUGGGCCUCCACCUGCAGCCCCUCUGCCCCCGCGUCCCGCGGGACCGGGACGGCGACGGCGGGGGCAUGUGGCGCUGGGUCCGGCAGCAGCUGGGUUUUGACCCACCACAUCAAAGUGACACAAGAACUAUUUACAUAGCUAACAGGUUUCCUCAGAAUGGCCUUUACACACCUCAGAAAUUUAUAGAUAACAGGAUCAUUUCAUCUAAGUACACUGUGUGGAAUUUUGUUCCAAAGAAUUUAUUUGAACAAUUCAGAAGAGUGGCAAAUUUUUAUUUUCUUAUUAUAUUUUUGGUUCAGCUUAUGAUUGAUACACCUACCAGUCCAAUUACCAGUGGACUUCCAUUAUUCUUUGUGAUAACAGUAACGGCCAUAAAGCAGGGGUAUGAAGAUUGGUUACGACAUAACUCAGAUAAUGAAGUAAAUGGAGCUCCUGUUUAUGUUGUUCGAAGUGGUGGCCUUGUAAAAACGAGAUCAAAAAACAUCCGGGUGGGUGAUAUUGUUCGAAUAGCCAAAGAUGAAAUUUUCCCUGCAGAUUUGGUGCUUCUGUCCUCAGAUCGACCUGAUGGUUCUUGUCACAUUACAACUGCUAGUUUGGAUGGAGAAACUAACCUAAAGACUCAUGUGGCAGUUCCAGAAACAGCAGCAUUACAAACAGUUGCUAAUUUGGACACUCUCGUAGCAGUGAUAGAAUGUCAGCAACCAGAAGCAGACUUGUACAGAUUCAUGGGACGAAUGAUAAUAACCCAACAAAUGGAAGAAAUUGUAAGACCUCUGGGGCCAGAGAGUCUCUUGCUUCGUGGAGCCAGAUUAAAAAACACAAAAGAAAUUUUUGGUGUUGCUGUAUAUACUGGAAUGGAAACAAAGAUGGCAUUAAAUUAUAAGAGCAAGUCACAGAAGCGAUCUGCAGUAGAAAAGUCAAUGAAUACAUUUUUGAUAAUUUAUCUAAUAAUCCUUAUUUCUGAAGCCAUCAUCAGUACUAUCUUGAAAUACACGUGGCAAACUGAAGAAAAAUGGGAUGAACCUUGGUAUAACCAAAAAACAGAACAUCAGAGAAAUAGUAGUAAGAUUCUGAGAUUUAUUUCAGACUUCCUUGCCUUUUUGGUACUCUACAAUUUCAUCAUUCCAAUUUCAUUAUAUGUGACAGUCGAAAUGCAGAAAUUUCUUGGAUCAUUUUUUAUUGGUUGGGAUCUUGAUCUCUAUCAUGAAGAAUCAGAUCAGAAAGCUCAAGUCAAUACUUCUGAUCUGAAUGAAGAGCUUGGACAGGUGGAGUAUGUGUUUACAGAUAAAACUGGCACACUGACAGAAAAUGAGAUGCAGUUUCGGGAAUGUUCAAUUAAUGGCAUAAAAUACCAAGAAAUCAAUGGUAGACUUGUAUCUGAAGGACCAACACCAGACUCUUCAGACGGAAACUUAAGUUAUCUUAGUUUUUCUCAUCUUAACAACUUACCCCAUCUUACAUCCAGUUCUUCUUUUAGAACCAGUCCUGAAAAUGAAACUGAACUAAUUAAAGAACACGAUCUCUUCUUUAAAGCAGUCAGUCUCUGUCACACUGUACAGAUUAGUAAUGUUCAGACUGAUGGCAUUGGGGAUGGUCCCUGGCAAGCCAGCCUUGCACCCUCCCAGUUGGAGUACUAUGCAUCUUCACCAGACGAAAAGGCUUUAGUGGAAGCUGCUGCAAGGAUUGGCAUUGUAUUUAUUGGCAAUUAUGAAGAAACUAUGGAAAUUAAAAUACUUGGAAAACUGGAACGGUACAGACUGCUUCAUAUUCUGGAAUUUGAUUCAGAUCGUAGGAGAAUGAGUGUAAUUGUUCAGGCACCUUCAGGUGAGAAGUUUUUAUUUGCUAAAGGAGCUGAAUCAUCAAUUCUCCCUACAUGUAUAGGUGGAGAAAUAGAAAAAACAAGAAUUCAUGUAGAUGAAUUUGCUUUGAAAGGGCUAAGAACUCUGUGCAUGGCUUAUAGACAGUUGACGUCUAAAGAAUAUGAGGUAAUAGAUAGACGCCUAUUUGAAGCCAGGACUGCCUUGCAGCAACGGGAAGAAAAAUUGGCAAAUGCCUUCCAAUUCAUAGAGAAAGACCUAAUAUUACUUGGAGCUACAGCAGUAGAAGACAGACUACAAGAUAAAGUUCGAGAAACUAUUGAAGCAUUGAGAAUGGCUGGUAUCAAAGUAUGGGUACUUACUGGAGAUAAACAUGAAACUGCUGUUAGUGUGAGUUUAUCAUGUGGACAUUUUCACAGAACCAUGAAUAUCCUUGAACUUAUAAACCAGAAAUCAGACAGCGAAUGUGCUGAACAAUUGAGGCAGCUUGCCAGAAGAAUUACAGAGGAUCAUGUGAUUCAGCAUGGGCUGGUGGUGGAUGGGACCAGUCUAUCUCUUGCACUCAGGGAGCAUGAAAAACUAUUUAUGGAUGUUUGCAGAAAUUGCUCAGCUGUAUUAUGCUGUCGUAUGGCACCACUGCAGAAAGCUAAGGUAAUAAGACUGAUAAAAAUCUCACCUGAGAAACCUAUAACAUUGGCUGUUGGUGAUGGUGCUAAUGAUGUAAGCAUGAUACAAGAAGCACAUGUUGGCAUAGGAAUCAUGGGUAAAGAAGGAAGACAAGCUGCAAGAAACAGUGACUAUGCAAUAGCAAGAUUUAAAUUUCUCUCCAAGUUGCUCUUUGUUCAUGGUCACUUUUAUUAUAUUAGAAUAGCUACACUUGUACAGUAUUUUUUUUAUAAGAAUGUAUGCUUUAUCACACCCCAAUUUUUAUAUCAGUUCUACUGUUUGUUUUCUCAACAAACACUGUAUGACAGCGUGUACCUGACUUUAUACAAUAUUUGUUUUACUUCCCUACCUAUUCUGAUAUAUAGUCUACUGGAACAGCAUAUAGACCCUCAUGUAUUACAGAACAAGCCCACCCUCUAUCGAGACAUUAGUAAAAACCGUCAAUUAAGCAUUACAAAUUUUCUUUACUGGACCAUCCUGGGUUUCAGUCAUGCCUUCAUUUUCUUUUAUGGAUCCUAUUUUCUAAUGGGGAAAGAUAUAUCUCUUCUUGGAAAUGGCCAGAUGUUUGGAAACUGGACAUUUGGCACCUUGGUCUUCACAGUAAUGCUUAUUACAGUCACAGUAAAGAUGGCUUUGGAAACUCAUUUCUGGACUUGGAUCAACCAUCUUGUUACUUGGGGAUCCAUUAUAUUCUAUUUUGUAUUUUCUUUGUUUUAUGGAGGGAUUCUCUGGCCAUUUUUGGGCUCCCAGAAUAUGUACUUUGUAUUUUUUCAGCUCCUAUCAAGUGGUUCUGUUUGGUUUGCCAUAAUCCUUAUGGUGGUUAUAUGUCUGUUUCUUGAUAUUGUGAAGAAAGUAUUUGACAGACAUUUCCAUCCUACAAAUACUGAAAAGGCACAGCUUACUGAAACAAAUCCAAGUAUCAAGUGCCUGGACUCCCUGUGCUGUUUCUCAGAAGGCGAAACAGCGUGCGCAUCUGUUGGAAGAAUGCUGGAACGAGUAAUAGGAAGAUGUAGUCCGACCCAUGUCAGCAGAUUAUGGAGUGCAUCGGAUCCUUUCUAUACCAACGACAGGAGCAUCUUGACUCUCUCCACAAUGGACUCAUCUACUUGUUAAAAGAGCAGUAGUACUUUGUGGGAGCCAUUCAACUCCUUUCCUAAAAUUCAUUGUGACAUCCUGGUUGGUAAUGGCCACACUAGCUCUGCAGAAUUACUUUCUGAAAUCUCUGUAGUUCAUACCCACUCAAAGUUCUAAUGGCAAACAAAAAAGGAUUUACAUGAAGCACUCUCAACCCCUUUAAUUUAAAUCUGAACGUGUUAAAAUUUAUGAAUAGACAUUUUCCAUCUCUUUGGGUUGUCCCUUGUGUUUGUGGGGCUCCUAAUGGCAUUUCAGCCUCUUGCUGAGGCCACCAUACUUUAACCCUUUGCACUCACUUGCUUUUUUCAUCGAGCUGCUACUGAUGCUAACUGUGUCGAGUCACACUCGACAUCCGAGUGCAAAAGGUUAAUAUCAAGGUUGAAAAGGUAAUUCAUAGUUAAUUGUAUUUUUGAGUAUUAGCUUACUUGUUGAGUCUUCUAUUUAAAUCUGCUUCUGUAAAUUAUGCUGAAAAGUUAGCCUUGAAAACUCUAUUUUUUUAUUAGAGUUAUAUUUGAAGCUUUUCAUGGGAAAAGUAAAUGUGAAUAGUAAGAAAUUUUGGUCCCUUAGUGACCAUGUUGUGAAUUCAUUACUGCUUUCUAAGUUCAUAGAGAAAAUUAGGAGAAUGCAUUUCUAACCAUUAUUUACUGCACUGUGGGUAGUAAAUAUAUACCAAUACCAAACUUCUCUUAAUGUACGUAACACACCAGUAAAGUUAACCAUACACAUGCAAAGUGUGUAUCAUAUCUUAUACAUAAAUUGGGAAUCAAGUCCAUUCACAAAAUUUCAAAUUGAUGUUUACUGAUAUUUUUAUGGCAGAAUAUAAAGUGGGUAAAUUAGCUAUCAUUAGCAUAUUAUUAUUUGAUGUGUUUUCAUUUAAUCUUUUGCAUGCUUUAAUCUAGUUAAUAUAUUUAAAUUUGCUUUUUUUUCUCUGAAAAUUGUUUAUAAUAUUUUAUGACACUGUUGUAAAGUUCAACUAUAUCAAUAAAAAACAAGUUUGGACAGUA
Molecule: messenger RNA, 4827 nt
Organism: Eptesicus fuscus (big brown bat)
Lineage: Eukaryota; Metazoa; Chordata; Mammalia; Chiroptera; Vespertilionidae
Gene: ATP11B
Product: ATPase phospholipid transporting 11B (putative)
Exons: 30
Coding region: 272-3802 (1176 amino acids)
Biological process (GO): phospholipid translocation
Cellular component (GO): trans-Golgi network; plasma membrane; endoplasmic reticulum
Molecular function (GO): ATP binding; magnesium ion binding; ATPase-coupled intramembrane lipid carrier activity
Source: RefSeq, a predicted model, not a curated record